GCAAGUCAUCAAUCGACCUACCAAUAAGGUUUCCCGAAAAUAACUGCCAAGCUUUAGAUGCCAAGAUUGUGACCCGGUCCAAUGGGAGAAGGGAAAUGAAAGGGACGGGUUUCCUUCCUUUGUUGUUAAUUUUACCAUCUUCAUCAAUUCUUCUGGAAGAAACAAACUCCCAUACAUCUACCUUUGGGCCUGCCGACACCCGCAAACACCUGUUACGGACUCUCGUCUCGUAUUGUGUGCGAAACCGCCGCGUGUCCCUUGCCGCUGCAAUGGUGUCCCUUUCCCGUAGCGGGCCUUGUCCACGCAAGGGCCCGCUGGGCUUAGCUCGCUCGUUCUAGGUCUCUCGUUUCCUGGCCCAGGUAUCACUUAGUACACAGUCUGAGGAGAUGAUAACACACAUCAUCAGCAUCAUUCGACACCACCGCACUAUUACUACCGCUCCUACCCCACCAGUCUC
Molecule: messenger RNA, 457 nt
Organism: Aaosphaeria arxii CBS 175.79
Lineage: Eukaryota; Fungi; Ascomycota; Dothideomycetes; Pleosporales
Exons: 1
Coding region: 96-338 (80 amino acids)
Source: RefSeq, a predicted model, not a curated record